Molecule: messenger RNA, 3357 nt
Organism: Enhydra lutris kenyoni (northern sea otter)
Lineage: Eukaryota; Metazoa; Chordata; Mammalia; Carnivora; Mustelidae
Gene: TOPORS
Product: TOP1 binding arginine/serine rich protein
Exons: 3
Coding region: 159-3287 (1042 amino acids)
Biological process (GO): protein polyubiquitination; protein monoubiquitination
Molecular function (GO): ubiquitin protein ligase activity; metal ion binding
Source: RefSeq, a predicted model, not a curated record
AAGCCUUAACACAGGAAUGGAUUUUGGAGUUUCUGGGCGCUGAAGAAAUAGGGGGCCUUCCGCCUGCGGGCCUACAGAGUGGACCCCGUGGAGCCUCGCCAGACCAGGGACCUACCGCUGAAUAAAUCCAGUCCAGGGUGUGGCGACUCACUGGCUUCAUGGGUUCGCAGCAGCCGCCGGGGUCUCCGCUGUCUCGCGAGGAGGGUGAAGCGCCCCCGCCUGCUCCCGCUCCUGAGGGCCGGCGGAGAAGUCGCCGGGUACGCCUUCGCGGAUCCUGCCGUCACCGACCCAGCUUUCUGGGCCGCCGGGAGCUUGGCACGGGCGCCCCAGCCGGGACUGCGUCGGUAUCCUCCCAGAUAAUGGCAUCAGCUGCUAAGGAAUUUAAAAUGGACAACUUUUCACCUAAAGCUGGUACUAGCAAAUUGCAACAGACAGUACCAGCUGAUGCAUCUCCUGAUUCUAAGUGUCCUAUAUGUUUGGAUAGGUUUGAUAAUGUGUCUUACUUAGAUCGCUGUUUACAUAAGUUCUGUUUUCGCUGUGUACAGGAGUGGUCAAAAAACAAAGCUGAGUGUCCACUGUGUAAACAGCCCUUUGAUUCUAUUUUCCAUUCUGUGAGGGCAGAAGAUGACUUCAAGGAGUAUGUCCUAAGGCCUUCAUAUAAUGGUUCUUUUGCAACCCCUGAUGUUCCAAGAUUUCGCUAUCGUACAACUAUGACAAGGGAUCGAAGUGCUUCUGUUUAUUCACCUAAUAAUACCAUGAAUAGAAGAACAACAACUCCACCAGAUAGUGGAGUACUAUUUGAAGGUUUAGGCAUUUCAACAAGACCUAGAAAUGGUGAAGUUCCUCAACUUAUGAGACAGAUUGCAAUUAGGAGGCCAACUGCAGAUGAAAGAUCUUUGCGGAAAAUUCAGGAACAGGAUAUUAUUAAUUUUAGACGAACUCUCUACCGUGCUGGUGCCCGUGUUAGAAAUAUUGAAGAUGGUGGCCGCUGCAGGGAUAUUUCAGCUGAAUUUUUCCGUAGAAAUCCAGCUUGCCUUCACAGAUUAGUUCCCUGGUUAAAACGUGAACUUACAGUUCUUUUUGGAGCUCAUGGAUCUUUAGUGAAUAUUGUCCAGCACAUCAUCAUGAGUAAUGUCACUCGCUAUGACUUGGAAAGUCGGGAAUUUGUGUCUGACUUAAGACCCUUUCUGCUUAAUCGGACUGAGCAUUUUAUACAUGAAUUUAUCAGUUUUGCACGAUCUCCUUUUAACAUGGCAGCUUUUGACCAGCAUGCUAAUUAUGAUUGCCCUGCUCCUUCAUAUGAAGAAGGUAGCCAUUCUGAUUCUUCAGUCAUAACAAUAUCUCCUGAUGAAGCUGAGACUCAAGAGCUGGAUAUCAAUGUGACCACUGUUAGUCAGGCACCGUGGGAUGAUGAAACUCCAGGACCAUCUUACUCAAGCUCAGAGCAGGUGCAUGCUGCCAUGUCUUCCCUUUUAAAUACUUCUGAUAGUUCAGAUGAAGAACUUGUAACAGGAAGAGCCACAUCUCAGAUACAAGGAGUACAAACUAAUGAAGACCUAAAUAAUGACAGUGAUUCUUCUUCAGAUAAUUGUGUCAUUGUUGGGUUUGUUAAACCACUAGCUGAGAGGACCCCAGAACUUGUCGAACUAUCCUCUGAUUCUGAGGAGUUAGGGUCUUAUGAAAAAAUGGAGACUGUGAAGACACAAGAACAGUCUUACAGUUCUGGUGAUAGUGAUGUUAGUAGAUGUUCAUCUCCACACUCUGUCCUUGGAAAGGAUGAGCAAAUAAAUAAAGGUCAUUGUGGUUCUGGUAAAAGAAUCAAGUCAAAGAAGGAAGAGAAACACUCUACAUCCUUGUCAUCUCCCAGAGACCUGAGCUCAUCUGUCAGAGGAGACAGAGUAUAUUCCCCAUAUAACCGUAGACACAGGAGGAGGGGAAGAUCAAGAAGUUCAGAUUCACGUUCCCAGAGCAGAAGUGGGCAUGACCAGAAAAAUCGUAGAAAGCAUCAUGGGAAGAAAAGGAUGAAAAGCAAAAGAUCUAGAAGCAGGGAGAGUAGCAGACCUAGAGGUAGAAGAGACAAAAAGAGAUCAAGAACUAGAGAUAGCAGUUGGUCAAGAAGAAGCCAAACUCUUUCUCUCAGUAGUGAGAGCACAAGCAGAUCAAGAUCUCGUAGCAGUGAUCAUGGUAAAAGAAGAUCACGGAGCAGAAAUAGAGAUCGUUAUUAUUUAAGAAAUAAUUAUGGAAGCAGAUACAAGUGGGAGUAUACUUACUAUAGUAGAAACAAGGACAGGGAUGGCUAUGAAUCAUCUUACAGGAGGAGGACUCUGUCCAGAGCUCAUUAUUCCAGACAAUCCUCAAGUCCAGAAUUUAGAAUUCAGUCCUUUUCUGAAAGAACAAAUGCUAGGAAAAAAAAUAAUCACAGUGAAAGGAAGUAUUACUACUAUGAACGGCACAGAUCAAGGAGCCUAUCCAGUAAUAGAUCAAAGACUGCAUCUACAGGGCCUGACUGGGUAAGAAAUGAAAAGCCUGGAGGGAAACGAAAAUACAAGACACGGCAUUUGGAGGGUACUAACGAAGUGGCUCAACCUUCUCGUGAAUUUGCUUCUAAAGUAAAGGAAAGUCAUUACCAAAAAUCUUCAUCAAAAUUUGAUGGCAGCCACAAAAAUGAGAGUGACAGCUUUUCAGACAGCCGGUCAUCAGACAGAGAGACAAAACAUAAGAGGAAAAAAAGGAGGACCCGGAGCCUAAGUGUAGAGAUAGUUUAUGAAGGGAAAGCUACUGAUUCAACUAGACAUCAUAAAAAGAAAAAGAAGAAGCACAAGAAGAAGCAUAAGAAACAUCACGGGGACAAUCCUUCACGUUCGCCAGUUGUAAUUACCAUUGACAGUGAUAGUGAUAAGGAUUCUGAAGUAAAGGAGGAUACAGAAUGUGACAAUAGUGGUCCUCAGGACUGUCUACAAAAUGAGUUUUUGCCUCCUCCCUUGGAACCAUUUGAAGCUAAAGAUGUAGUUACAAUAGAAGAUGAAUUUGGCAUCCUAGACAAGGAGUGUAAUAUUACCACACUUAAUAACAACUUGAAUAAUGCCAACAAAACUGUGGAUAAUAUUCCACACCAGCCAGCUUCAGUUGAACAAACUCUUGAUGUAAGAGAAGAGAGUACUUUUGCCUCUGAUUUGGAGAGUCAGCCCAGUAACGUGUCUAUUCAAACUGAGCCAUCAAGGCAGUUGCCAUCUCCACGGACAUCAUUAAUGUCAGUGUCACUUGGUAGAGACCGUGAUAUGUCUUAAAACUCCCAAAGCAUCUCAUUGAGAAUUCUGAUGGUAUUAAAAAAAAAAAAAAAAAAAAAAAAAAAAAAAA